GCGUGACAUAUGAGCGAGAGAGGGGGCCGCAAAAUAAAACUGACGAGUGCCAAGCAUUUCCUAACAAUUGUACAUUCGCCGUAGAGAUGAAACCAUUCGUGGCAUUCGUGGCAUUCGUGGCCGUGGUCCAUGGCAUGCCCAUGGUUAAGGAGGACAGUUUCAUGGACAAAUUCAUGGCCAACCUGAGGGAGUGCGUGGAAUCCGACACCGUGCUGUGCUUGAAGGAGAAGGCAUUGAAAUAUACAGAAAACUUGGCUGUCUCCAAGGAACUCAGCGUUGCUGAUGGCGUGAUGACCUUCUCAAGGACCGGCAGCCCCAGGUCUGCCCGAAGCUACGAGCCUCUACCCGAUGACUCCAAGGCCAGGGAGGCCGCGGUGGAAGACAGGAUCCUGGACAACGUUGUAGAUUUCUUGGACGGCCAUGUCCUGACGCUGAGGAUGCCCAAGUCCUUUACUGAAGACAACUCGGUUGAAGAGGAAGGCCGUGGCAAGAAGAAGAAGAAGCUGAAGAAACUCCUCCCCAUCCUGGCCCUGAUCAAGCUGAAGCUCGCCGCUCUCGUCCCCCUGUUCCUCGGCAUCAUCGCCUUCGCUGUCUUCAAGGCUUACCUCCUCGGCAAGAUCGCCUUCAUCGCCGCCGCCUUCGGUGCCCUCAAGAAACUCCUUGAAUCGAAGAAAUCCAGCGGCUGGGCUGAACCCGCUCAUGAGGAACAUGGUUGGGAGAACAGCGGCGGCGGCGGUGGUUGGGGCAGAUCCCAAGACGCACAAAACUUAGCCUACGGCGCUCACGCUAAACAGCUAUAGAUACUUUAUUAAAUUAUUUAUUUAACUUAUUGAGAGAUGAAUGAGCGAAUUUAUAUUAUCUUGUAUAUGUCUACCAUAUUAUUGAAUUAACCACCGUAAUACUUGUAUUCUAUUAUUUGAUGUGUGCUUGUGAUUUUCGUGAAAGUUACACAACAGUAUUUUAUAUGUUUAAUUUUUAUUGCACUAUAAGUGAUGACUGAUUUGUUUUAGUCUUUCCUUAUUUUUAUUUUUUAGUUUAAUUAUUAUAUUUACGUAUAUUUAUGGCCUUCUUUUAAAGGAGGAGAGUGACAUCUAGUAUAUUUCUUACCAAAUAUUUUAAGUUUUUAUUUCCAAAGAUAUUUAUAUUUGGUUAUUGUUUUUUAUUAUUUUAUUGUGUAAUUUUAGGCGUGAAUGAAAGCGGUGUAUUUAUUACCGAACGAGCUAUUUAUUCAACGUUAAUUUGUAAGCUUGUAUAUAAUGAUGUGUUGUCGAAUAAUCGAAUUUGAAAUGUAUUUACGAUGGAUCCACGUAAAACAAACAAUAAAUUA
Messenger RNA from Cydia strobilella, 1327 nucleotides. RefSeq lists its product as uncharacterized. The transcript has 3 exons. The coding region runs from base 87 to 800 and encodes 237 amino acids. Lineage: Eukaryota; Metazoa; Arthropoda; Insecta; Lepidoptera; Tortricidae. The record is from RefSeq and is a predicted model, not a curated record. Gene Ontology annotation, cellular component: membrane.